GUUGUCCUUCGCAUUAGCAACUUGAACAACAUACAUUUUACCUGUCGCUCUCACACUCGAGUCUCGUAUAAGUACUACACGCAAAGAAACAUCUCCCUAACCGCGCACGACACUUUGUUUACUGUCGCUUAAUGUUUCUAUGCGAACUUGAUCUUCAUAUCUGGGCUUGUGUGGCAGCAUAUAUUUAUAUCUCGCAAUUCCAGAGGACCUCUUCAGCCAGGUCGCGUUCUCGCUGGUAACGCGUUAUUGUGCUGUUGGGGCCUUCAACGAGCUUCCCACUGUCAGUGCGUGGAAUAUUUAAACGGAAUCAGCACCAUAGUAUCGCGUUAGCAAACGAAAUGCAGACGGCCAACUCAGAAACCGAUUUCUCAACCGUCUCAGCUAUCAUUGGUGCACUGAAAAACAUCCUCACUCGUUCACAAGUGAUCAUCCCAGACCUUGAAACACCAUACUCCAAAUUCCCCAAUACCGACCACUCUGCCACUGAGCACAAAGAUCAGAGUAUCAUCGUUAUCAUCUCCAAGCGCCAGCGGCAGUUAGAUGCAGUCUCGCUCGAGAUCUCAGGUCUAGAAACCGUGAUAUGUAGGAUACAAAAUCUUCAUCAGCAACUCAUCAAAAAGAAAGACAAGAUCGCCCAGUCGAUUAAUUUGCACAAAGGACUUGUAUCUUCUCUCUGGCGCUUGCCAACUGAAGUCCUAUGCCAAAUUUUCGACCUCUGUGUCCCGGAAACCAGAUUCUUGUUACCCCCGUCAAGGCUAAACGCUCCCAUGUUGUUGACCGAAAUAUGCCGACGGUGGAGGGAGGUUGCUGUGAGCAUGCCCCGAUUGUGGUGCAGGCUGUCUGCGACGGUCGACGACAGAGACUGGCAGCGGGCAGCGUUCUGCUAUGAGUCAUGGCUCAAGCGGCCGCAGGGACUCCCGCUCUCGUUGGCACUCAAGUGCUCCAAUGAUCAUUCGGCCAAGCUACGGAGCCUUCUUCAGCCUCACAUCGAUAAAAUCUCGUCUCUAUCUAUCUAUUUUGUCUACGGUGCCGACAAACCGGAACUUAUGUUAACAGACCUCCAAGCACUGGAGAAACUGACCAUAGGCAUGCACGAUUAUCAUAUUAUGCCAGCUAUCACACACUCUAUCUCGCAACUGCCGAUCACUAUGCGCAGUCUCAAGGUAACGGGGCCGUUGUUCGACCUCCAGCGCUUAUCUUCUUUCAAUACUAUAUGGGCCCACCUAACAAAUGUUGAGAUUGCCAUACGUGAACCGCAUGCAGUCCUCCAUUUGCUCCAGCUAUCUCCCAACCUCUCCUCGUUAACGAUUCGCGCGGCAUUCAACCAAACACAAACCUUAGAGCCAUUCACACACGCUGAAAUUCAAUCCUUACGCGUCGCCUAUGAUUCUGGGCUGACACGCCCUUUGUCCCACCUGUUCGAUGCUCUAUCACUCCCAAAUUUGCGCGUGCUUGAAGCUCGCUGCCGUGCACGGUGGACGUAUAAGCAUGAGGAAUUGAAGGCGUUCUUAGUUCGGUCAAAGUGUCCCCUGAAGAACCUGAUUUUCGGUGGUCGGGUGAUGAUGACAGAUGAGGAGCGAGCGGAAUAUGUUUCCCUUAUUCCUUCCCUCGAAGUAGUAGUGGAUCCUAGUGAUAAAUAUUUUGCAUGAGACUCAGCCUUUGACGAGAUGAUUGUGUUGGCCUUGGCUGUAG
This is a messenger RNA of Suillus paluster, 1692 nucleotides long. RefSeq lists its product as uncharacterized. The record is from RefSeq and is a predicted model, not a curated record. The transcript has 4 exons. The coding region runs from base 339 to 1649 and encodes 436 amino acids. Lineage: Eukaryota; Fungi; Basidiomycota; Agaricomycetes; Boletales; Suillaceae.